Messenger RNA from Hippocampus zosterae (dwarf seahorse), 2484 nucleotides. Its product is annotated as cortexin-1-like. The record is from RefSeq and is a predicted model, not a curated record. NCBI's taxonomy places the organism in Eukaryota, Metazoa, Chordata, Actinopteri, Syngnathiformes, Syngnathidae. The coding region runs from base 935 to 1315 and encodes 126 amino acids. The transcript is spliced from 3 exons.
AGUUUGUGCAAAAGCGCAGCUGAACAGCAGCAAGAGAGGAGGAGGAGGAGGAGGGAGGAGGACAGCGUCAUAAAGUUUGAGGCUGCGCUGAGGAAACGCGCCUGGAAUCAGCCCAGAUGUGUUUGGCCUCUUCUGGUGCGCAAGGCUUUCCGACCCACCGCCCCCAUUCUUCGCUCCGCCGUAAACUCAAUAAUGUAAUCAGCUGCACAGAUGGCCUUCACUUCAGCAAGGUAUCGAGUCAAUCGGAGCUGCAGUAAAUCAUCCACUGCUGACGUCAUGUCUGCAGGGGACGUCAUCUUGAACCGAUUCUAAGACUCAACUCUCGCUUUAUGAAUGAAGUUCAAAUAUUUUACAGACUCACACUGACCAUUUUCUACCUCUUGUUGCUUCACCAAUCGUCUUUUUUUUCCGUGUGCGUGUCUGUACGUGUGUUUGGCGCUCAUCUCUAAGGGAAAUGGUGAGAAGAACUUCUCUGGACCCUUGACACCUCUGACCCACUUAUCACUCUUUGUCUCGGUAGGCAGUGGGAUGACUUUUUAGAACAUACCAUUUGCUCUUUUCGCAUUGAUUCAUCCACUGAACAAGGCUGUUCAAAAAACCUCUUCGGUAUUGGUGACCUGACGUCCACGCACCGCUCUCUACCCAACUGCUCCUGUUUCUUAACUGGCACCAUAUCAGUUCCCAGAACAUUGACCUUGGCUUGCCGCGCCUUCCUGUCUUCCCUGAUUAUCGCCCUCAAAAUAUUAUCGCCUGAGGCUUUGCAAUCUCCCUCAUAAAUAGUCUGCAGUAAUGUAAGAGUGUGGCUCGUUGUCACAUCAGAUGAGCAACACCGUUGUCACUUGAACCGGCCUCCAUUUCACAAUAGCUCGAUUAAAAGCCCAAUCUUUGGUUUAAACUCCAGACAAGAUUUAGAAAAGCCUCCAAUCAGUUGCCCAUGAACACCUUCCCUUCCUUCACCUCGCCUCCCCCCAACACACCAACCAUCCAGUCGGUGUGCAAACCCUGCCUCCGGGCCCCGUGGAGGAUGAGCGAUGGGUCCACGCUCGACUACGAGUUGCUGCUGUCCCCGGCCGGCUCUUCCCUCCCCGGUGGCGCUGGCGGCGGCAGCGGCAGCCCUCCGCUGGCCUUGGUCGGGGCGGACGCCGAGCAGCGCACGGCUUUGGCCUUCGUGGGCCUCCUCAUGCUCUUCCUGGUCUUCCUGCUGGUCAGGUGCUUCAGGAUCCUGCUGGACCCUUACAGUCGCAUGCCCGCAUCAUCCUGGACUGACCACAAGGAGGGACUGGAAAGGGGUCAGUUUGAUUACGCCUUGGUGUAGGGAGGGGUUCAAGAAGGCGAACGAUGCACACAGAUACAAUCUUUCAGAGCUUUGAAAUGAAAUCAAAAUGUGGACAAUUAAUCAGAUUGUGAACAGACUCAAGGAGUUUAUUUGAUUUUUUUUCCCUAAUAUGUUGGUGUAAAAUCCUCGUUUGGGUGACGUGCGUUAAUGUAAAUAUGAGGCAUACCAUGACCGCACUCAUACUGACCAGCAGGACCACAAAAAGCCAAAAUAAUGAAGCUGCCUUAAUCUGACCUGUUGUACAAGCUUGACAGCACAGCACAGCAUCAUGUGAGCAAAAUAUAAAUACAUUCAUCAAUUUUCAUCAUUACCCAUAUUGAUUUGAGGCUGGGUUUUUCAAAUGGCGGACAUUGAGAGAAUAUAAAACAGCUAAAUGGAACUGUAGUCUAAUAUCUAUUUAUAUUUAACAAAUUGCAUUGAUCGUAUUGCACUGAGACACCAGACACGAUUUCAAUUUCUGGUUUUAUGCCAGUUCUGGUUCGAUGAUUUUUACCAUUACUGGUUUGUGGUGGCGACACCUAGGGGCCCUGUUUCCAUCUGCAAGCGCACAUGUGCUCGGCAACAAAACUGGUGCAUCUUCAUUUUCGUUCCGGGGCAAGUCUAUUUUGCGUAUUUGGAAGCCCGCGCUGUACCACUCUGGGUAUUCCGGCAGGCUAAGGACGUUUUCUAUUGCACGAUCACGAUUCGAUCCCGGCUCCGGCCUUCCUGUUUGGGGUUUGCAUGUUCUCCCCAGGCCUGUGUGGGUUUUCUCCGGGUACUCCGGUUUCCUACCACAUUCCAAAAACAUGCAUGGCAGGUUGAUGAAACUCAUCUAGAUUGUCCCUAGGUGUGAAUGUGAGCACAAAUGGUUGUUGUGUGCCCUGCAAUUGGCUGGCAACCAGUUCAGGGUGUCUCUCGCCAACUGCCCGAAAAAAAGCUGGGUUAGGCUCCAGCACGGCCGCGACCCUCGUGAGGAUAAACAGAUUAGAAAAUGGGUGGAUGGAUAUUGCGACUAGAAGAUCUUUUCCUCUUGGAAGAUUUAGGCAUGUGCCGAAAAUGGAUGGAUGGAAUUCAGCUGUGUUCACUCCCACAACAGUGCCACGCCCAUUUCUAACCGGGUCCGUCUACACUUAAAACAAAAGAAAAAACGCACCCUUGCUGCACUUUGC